This is a messenger RNA of Closterium sp. Yama58-4, 2568 nucleotides long. NCBI's taxonomy places the organism in Eukaryota, Viridiplantae, Streptophyta, Zygnematophyceae, Desmidiales, Closteriaceae. The record is from the annotation of a GenBank genome assembly.
AUGGAAGUCGCUGACGGUGCAGCCAGCACGCCUGCUGAACUCCCUCAGCCCGACGAUUUGGUGGCGGCGUUGGAGAAGAAUUAUUACAAAGUCGAAUAUCGCAACGUGGAGCUCAAGAACCAUCGCGACGUGGUCAGCACAGUCGACAAGAAGGAUCUCGCCUCCAUCGCGGACAACACAUGGGUGUCUGACGGGGUGAUAGACUUCCACAACGUGUUGCUGACAACUCUCGCCAAGCAGACGCACCCACAUGUGGACAUGUCGAAUUUUGAACUGCUGCUGAAGGACGUUCCCUGUCAUGUCCUCACGGCGAACCACAUCCCUAAGCAAGAGAAUGGUUUUGACUGCGGAGUCUUCAUCUGCCACUACUUGAAAGUUUUGGUCUACUCCGACUUCGCCAACUUGAAGAGUGGCCUGUGGUUCAAAGGGGUCAGCGCGCUGCAGUACCGCCGCAACAUGCGCGCUGAUAUAUGCGCACACGCUAUGGGGGAGUUGCUCCGGAGGCUAGAGGAAGAUGGCGUGGAUGUUCCUUCUCAGGAAAGCGGCACCACCACCAACACGACUUUGAAGGAGGGUGCAGAGGACGGACAACACACAGAGCAAAGACGUGUGGACCGGCUCGAGGCGGAGGUGUGCUCCUUGAAGCGCGAGGUCGGUGCGAUGACUGCAGGAUUCGCCGCAAUUGGGCAGGUGCUUGGGAUGUCGAGGGAGGAGCUGAUCUCUGCCGGCGAAAACAUGCUGCAGAAGCCUGCCUGCGCUGUGCAGGGAGCGGGAGGUAAUGAUCCGCGCAAGCACGGCCCAACCACUCCUGUACGGCCUUCAGGAUACACGAAGCAGCUGAACGACAGCCCUGACGAGGAUCUGGUGGGCUCCAACACGAGAGUGUCGCUCGACAGCAAGUUCGCGUCAGCCGUUGGAGCGUACCCCUGCUUCCCGGCACAUCUGCCGAUCCCCGGGACGGUUCCACACUGGCUGUUGUCGCGCCAGCAGGGAGCUGCGGUUUCACUAGUCCAGCCAUCCUAUCCUGUUUACGGCAUCGCGCAGAGCGGUGCGGGCGCACACCCCGGCUUCACAGCUGUGCCUAAGCAGGAGCCCUUGGCCGGAGGAGAGGAUUCUGACGAGGACGGAGAGGGGGAGACCGAGCCAGGAACAAAGCCGACCAAGUACACCGGGGUGUAUGUGGAGGCCGAUACAGGCAAGUUUGGGGUGAAGGUUGUCGCCAAGGACAAGGACGGAAAGAAGGUAACGAAGAGAGUCGGCGCUUACACCACGAUAGAGGAGGCAGCGUAUUGCUACGCGGCAGCAGCCCACGUGCUGAGGCCAGGCAUGGGCACCAGGAACUCUGUGGCUUUAACACCGGCGGAUAGGGCAGCUUUGAAGGGGUGCACUCCUGAAGUCCUAAAAGUCCUGGUGGAUGCCCGCAUGUGGUGGCGCUGGAGGGUAUGGAGGGAGGCGUACGAAGGUGUGAUGCGGAAGGCAGCGCGGGCCAAGAAGAAUGCAACGCCUGCUAAAAGGGGGAGACCGCGAAAGGAGAGUGGUGCGCAGGGUGGUGGCACGGCAGGAGAGGGUGAAGGAGAGAAGGCUGGAAGUGAGGACACUGAGAUCGUUGCCAUCGAACCAACCAACAGCAGGGCGCUUGGGAGGCUCCGCAGUGCCGAUGCAAAGUCCACGGAUGACAAGACAGAUGAAGCUGGUCGUGGGAGGCAGAAGGAUGGUGCUUGGGAUAUCAAGCGGGAGGUGGCGGAAAAUCUGCUGGUGAUGGUAAUCACGGAGACUACGGGGGGGGAGACAUCUGACGCUUCUCCCGGCAGAGUAGGCAAGCAAGCGGCGGAGAGUGACUCGCCAGAUUCGCGUUCCAAGAGCGACGUUGAUCCGCGUCUGGCUCUCCGGAAUCGAGGCGAGGACGUUGACGGGGGCGACCAGGCACGCAUCGAGAGCGACGUCAACGCUUUCGAAGAGGAGGAUGACGAGGAUGUGGGCGACGCGAUGCGCGCGAUGUUCGAAACCAACACGAACCGCGAGAACGCUGAUGUCCCAACCAAUGGAGAGGAGGUGCGCGUUUCCGCGGGAGUAUUCAGGAGCCUGCUUAAGUCGCAAGACGAGAGCGCGAAGAAGGUUGCCCGCUUGGAAACCUUGCUUUUGGAGGCACUGGCGAAGUCCGAUGGGGGAUCUCGUCGCCGCAAAGCAGAGCGGCAGAGGGAGCCGGGACAGGGAUGCAUGAACCCAAAGCGCCAGCGUCGUGGCGAGGCUGUGGCUGAGGUUGAGGACGGGAUGCCCUUUGCUUCUGCGGCGUUUGCGGCGUGCGCAAAGGCUGCCUUCAUUCCGAAGAAGGCUGCACUGCCGCUCACUUUGAAGGUGUACCACCUUGCGUGGCUAGAGCACGUGGUGUCCGACAGCAUCAUGUACUGGGAGCAGAGGAUGGGCCGUCUCUCCGUCUUUCUGCAUAGCGGCGGGGAGGGGGAGGACGGGCUGUUGGUGGGCAUAGACCUUGCCGUGGUGGGAGGUGAUGUUGCUUUUGCGUGCGCUAUUGAGAUACGUGCGGCUGGUUUGGGGUUUGUAGGUGACUAG